CCUUUUUAACUUUGAACCUCUCCCUUUUGAUCUUCAACAAUAUUAAAUCCUGGUCACAUCUUGACUCGGCUAGAGUUUGUGUUUUGGUAUUCAUAUUAACUUUUGAGGUUUUUCGUUUUCUAUUCUCGAUAUUUGUGCUACGUUUGUCUACCAUUUGUCUGAAAUGUCGAAACUGGAAAGUGUUCAUCAACCAAGUGACCUUCCCAACAGAAAAAAGCCUGUUAGACUACAUGGACCUCCUUCACCUAAGUUAACUCUGGGCGAAGAAGCAAAACUUGUUUUUCAAGAUAUUUCAACCAUACCAACCAAGACCCCUGUGUCUGUUCUGCAAGAAUUACUCUGCAGGCGUGGUAAAACUCCAAAAUAUGAGCUCGUUCAAAUUGAGGGUGCUAUUCAUGAACCAAUAUUUCGUUACCGCGUGUUUCUCAACUCUGACUAUAUGGCAACAGGAACUGGAAGAUCUAAGAAAGAUGCCAAGCAUGCGGCAGCACAGAAACUCCUUGAAUUAUUGGUUGGAAAACUUACUUUAGAACAAGCAAAUGCCACCAAUGGAUCUCCUAUUAAAGCAGAAAUACCUGCACAAGCGGUUUCGCCCUUCGAUGAUAAAGUCAUGGGUAAUCCCAUUGGUUGGCUUCAAGAGAUGUGCAUGUCCAAGAGAUGGCCCCCACCGUAUUAUGAGAUGGAACAUGAAGAAGGUUUACCCCAUGAGCGGCAAUUCACUAUUGCCUGCCAAGUGUUGAAUUUUAGAGAAAUCGGAACUGGAAAAUCUAAAAAGUUAGCCAAGAGAAUGGCGGCACACAAGAUGUGGCAGGCUCUACAAGAUAUGAACCAGGAUGGAUGCAAUUCUUCUUUAGAUGAGGAGAAUGCAAACGCAACCAGUCCAAUACAGGAACAUUUCAGUGGAAUAAAAGAGAUCAAAAUGAAGCAUCUGACUCCUCUACAUACAAGCAAAGUGGCUACCUUUCAUAAGAACCUGAGACAGAAUGCUGGACCCAAAUUGGAUCAAUUACAGGUGACUCCCCUCAACGGGGAAGACUUUGAUUACAUACAAUACCUUGCAGAGAUUUCCAAUGAAAAUGUCUUCGAUGUAACAUAUAUGGACAUCGAAGAAAAAUCUUUCUCCGGAAAAUUUCAAUGUCUGGCCCAACUGUCGACCCUGCCAGUGGCAGUUUGUUACGGUUGGGGCGACACAAUCAUGCAAUCCCACAUAAUGGCGGCCAAAAACGCUCUAGAGUAUCUCAAGAUCCUAACCAGAAAGUGAACGGCAAGCGACAGUUUCCCCCUCUUCCAUAAAAUGGUCAUCUUUUCAUUGUUCUUCAGAAAAAAAAAUAGAAAAGACGCCGUUCAAUCUUCGAUUCAACUGUGGUUAUUGGAACGACGUCGUAUUAUUGGACGCAUGGUCGGACUAUUGGUCCGGCUUUUACCGAAUCGUUCACAUUUUUAAAUUUCCCCAUUUAGAUCGUAAGCAGUAACAUUUUAAUCGCUUUUAUAAUUUUAUCGAAUUUUCACUAUUUGUAGAAUUACUACAUGCAAUUUUUAACUAUAUAUAUUUCGUACUCGAAAGGUAGAGCAACCACUCUGUUUUUCACGGAUUUUUUAUUAUUGUUUUACGCACGUUUCGACAACGAAGGUGUCCAUAUCCAGAAAUUGUUGAUUGAAUUACUGAAACAUGCCAAAUCGUUAGGAUGCUAUACCUACCAGUAGUUCUAACGCACCCUUCUGUUUUAUCAACCCGUCCUUGACCCGUUAAGUGAGGAAAUUAAAAUAUAUGUUAUUAAUAGGGAUUAAGACUUUAUCAAGCUAAUUUUCUAUCUUUUCAUAUAUUCCGAUAGUUCCCAUUGUAUUUAAAAUCAUUUUUCUAGUGAUUUAUAAAAGAUUUAAUGACUUUAAUGAAGCAUGCCCAGUCUUUAAAUCUUUACUGGGAUUUUGGAAAUUUAUUACCUAAAUAAUGUUUAUUUUCAGUUGCUGUUCCGAAAAAUUAUUUUAUUUUGCUUCUCUCGAAUAUAUUUUGAAUAACUUCUAACUUUUUGUUCUGAAAACUUUAUAUUGACGUUCUUCAAAAUAUUUCGAAGUUUUUUGAAAUAUAUUUACAAUAGUAUACAAAAAAUUGGCUCCUAAAUCACCUCUAGUGUUUAUAGGUCAUAUAAGGGCAGGUUAAAGCUGCAGCCGAUAGUAGGAUACAUCAAAAUUACUGGUAGCUAAAGCACUUUAACCAUUUUGCGUGUUUUUGCAAUUUAAUUAGUAUCUUGUAGUUUCUUACGUUGACAACUUUGUUGUCCAAACGUGAAUAUUCCGUGAGCAAGUGUAUGGUUUCUUUAGCUUUCACGAAUUGUAAAAAGAGGAUUUAAUUUAUACAUUUAUAAUAGAAGUUUUAUGUUUAUUAUAUUUAUAUGCCUCGUUUUGAAGGACUAAUCUGUUUUUAUAAUUUUAUGGGGAUAUUUAACAAUAGGAUUGAUUCGGUUGGCAUCGUCUGUAAUUGAUGCAACGAUUGCACUAUAUUUACAAGCUAUACUUUGCAUAGAAUUAGUGGUUUUUUUCGAAAAAUUUAUUUUUAAUGCAAUUGAUUUACGAAUAAGCACUUGUAUAAUCUUGGUGGACUUACUCGAUAAAAAAUCGGAUAAAUAUAUGAGUGUUUGUUGAUAAGUAGAUAGCUUAGCGUUUGUUUAGGCACUUGUCUUGGUAAUAAAGACAUACCUACUCUACAACUUUACCUCUAAGUGCCAUUGACAUAAAUGAAUACUUAUGUAAAGGGAGCAUUUAUUUAAUGCAAAGUAUAGAGGUUGUACCCAAUUAAAUUUUUUAGAAUUAACAUAUAUGUCAAUAGUAAUAUUUUUGGUCUAGUAAGGUGUAAACUAAUCAUUAACUUUUCCAUACUUCAUUCAGAUCUUGCAUGAUGAGAUUCUUAAGUUUUGGUAUUGAUGUGUAUGCUAAUUAAAAUCAUUUCAAAAG
This is a messenger RNA of Harmonia axyridis, 2949 nucleotides long. RefSeq names its product interferon-inducible double-stranded RNA-dependent protein kinase activator A homolog B-like. The coding region runs from base 164 to 1261 and encodes 365 amino acids. The transcript is spliced from 6 exons. The record is from RefSeq and is a predicted model, not a curated record. Lineage: Eukaryota; Metazoa; Arthropoda; Insecta; Coleoptera; Coccinellidae.